Molecule: messenger RNA, 360 nt
Organism: Vicia faba (fava bean)
Lineage: Eukaryota; Viridiplantae; Streptophyta; Magnoliopsida; Fabales; Fabaceae
Source: the annotation of a GenBank genome assembly
AUGAUAUGCACCUUUGACGACACAACUUUCUCACUCGUCAUCUUCUCUGCCAUUCCCCCCACCGCUGAUCCAUUACUUGAUUCCAACAUUCUCACCUUGUUCCCACAUCUCCGAAUCUGGCUCAUCCUCGUUCAGGUGUUGUUGUUGGAAAAUUAUUCUUUGAAUAUGAAUGAAUCGAUUCUGGUUUUGGAACUGGUGCACAGUCAGUAUGGUUUGCAGGGUAAUUUUGAUGGUUACUUUGGAUGUGGUUUGGAGACAAGCUUAAAUGUGGUGCAGUUUGAGUAUGUUGUUGGAACCGGGCAAUUUAAUCUUUCCAUGUUCUGGUUUGUACAACUUAGACAGGGUGCCUUUAAAACGUGA